This is a messenger RNA of Synchiropus splendidus (mandarinfish), 6288 nucleotides long. Its product is annotated as BRD4-interacting chromatin-remodeling complex-associated protein. Gene Ontology annotation, cellular component: SWI/SNF complex. Lineage: Eukaryota; Metazoa; Chordata; Actinopteri; Syngnathiformes; Callionymidae. The transcript has 14 exons. The record is from RefSeq and is a predicted model, not a curated record. Bases 282 to 3911 code for a protein of 1209 amino acids. Gene Ontology annotation, biological process: positive regulation of DNA-templated transcription.
CUCCCCCUCCCCCUCCCUUCCUCGCCUCCCCCUCUCCUCCUUUUAGCAUCUGAAAAGACCCACUGAGUGAGAAUCGAUGGCGCAGAGGCCCGCGUGACAGGACAAUAAACCACAAAAGACGGGGGAUGCUGGAGCAGACUGGGGUCUUGUCUCCGUCUGGACGCCGAUGCCUGGCUCACCACUUGGUCCGAACCCUGAAGCUGGGACACCACUUCUCAUGAGGCCACCACCAGACACUCAGCUGGACCGCUCUGUAUGGGGUCUCUCACAUAUAAAUUGACAUGGAGGAUGAAGAUGGGACUUGUCUUCUUGAUGUUUUGUGUGACCCCCAAGCCCUGAACGACUUUCUUCAUGGCACCAAUGAGCUGCCGACAGAGGACCUGCUCAUUAGCGCCUCCUCUGGGGAGCCCUCUCUCUUCGCCGAUGCCCCGAGCCCGGGCUCUCUGCUGGGGGACGGCAGGGACUCCCCCGGCACCCCUCCGCCCGGGUGUGUGGACCUGUCCUUCUUGGAGGAGGCGCUCCUGUCGUCACCAGAGGCUACAGACGAUCCCCAUGUGGUGGACAUCGGGCCACCUGUGGAGCCGGGAUGUGACUCAAAGAAGGGAGAAGUGGUGGAAGCUGAGGAAGAGGAGGUGGCCUGUGAUAUUCUGCAGCAGAGUCUGCAGGAGGCGGACAUUACCGAGCAGACCAUGGCUCUGGAGGCAGGUCUUGCCCAGACUGGGGACAACCUGUCCCUCUACUCGCCAGCGCCCCUCCUCACCUCCACCGCCGUGUCGAUUGUAACUAAGUCUGUGACGAUGCCCAUCUCACCCCCGAUAUCGAGGAACACUCAGGCAGCAGUGGAGCCGCCCCAGCCUUCGCUCCUUGCUGUCGGACCGGGCUGCCCCUCCCUCAAACCCGCAGCCCCUCCUCAGCUGAUGGGCUUCCUACCAGGGAACGUUUUCCCAGCUGCGUCACCUGAAACCUCCUUCUCUUUAAGUCCUGUUCAGGCUUCGAGUAUGAUACUCCACAAAACCGCCCCCAGCGUGGCCAGCCGACCCCUCAUCACCCCCACCCUGAGGACAACCGCGGCCCAGGGGAUCGUCCUGCAGCGCGCCCCUCUCCCGAUCCAGCCCAAGUUACCCAUCAACAUUCAGUCCAGACUGGUUCAGAUCAGUCCCAAGCCGUCCGGACAAAAACCCACCCCAGGGCUUACCUUUGUACCUGGGACUGCCUCGCCAAAUAUUUUACUGUCCCAGUCUGCGGGCCAAAUGCCAGCGGCGCCGCCAACCCGCUCGGCUCAGCAGCUCCCAAAACCUGUCAGCUUACAGCUGGUCAACCAGGGGGGCUCCUUUGUCCUGCAGCCUCAGGGACUCUUCCAAGGCCAAAACCAAUUCCUCCUUCCUGGCCAGUCCCCUGUUACCAUCUCGCAGCCCGCCAGCGUUGCUCGACCGCUUCUGACCACCAGCCACCAGGCCCCUGCAGUCCACGGCGUGCUGCCCUCCGGUGGUCAGCUGGUAGACGGCUCACAGAUCCUCACCGUACCCCAAAGUCAACUGAACUUCAGCCCUGUCUUCACCACCCCAAAUGGGCAGCUGGCUCUCCGGCAGGCCACGGUGCUUUCGGGACAUUUGCAGCUUCAAUCGGCGCCCCCUACUGUCUUCCAGAUGCCAGCACAGCUCGCUGGAACCUACACUGCAGGAGGGCAAGGGCCCCGCGCCACCCUGGUCCACAGCCCUGCGCUAGGAAACCACAUCACCCUGAUCAACAGCACUGGGGUGCUCCCCACUGACCUGGCGUCCAUCUCCAUCCUCAACAGUCCUGCUGUGGUCCAGGGACUGCCGUUUGCUGCCCAAGUGGCGGGGGGGUCGGCAGGAGUGCCCGAGGGACAGCUGAAUGUUCAGCAGGCCUCAGUGGUUCUUCUGCCCGAGAGGUCCGGUGCAGAAGAGCGAAGCACUUUGGAUGAAACUUUCCAGCAAAUACCACAGCAGUUCAGUCACCUUCUCCAGCAACCUCCAGUGGAGCCUCCUUCUGCCGUGGUGACUGUGUUACAGCCCCCACAAGAACAAGCUCUGGUGCAGCAGCCGGCUGUAGAGCUGCAGAAACACCUGGUGCCCUCGGCUGACUUGAACCAGGAGGUGGAGGACAUGACCCAGUCAUUGAGUCCAGACCAGGCCUUUAUGCAACAGCUGCAGCAGCAAGCAUUAAGUUCUCAAACUGCGUCGGAUCUGUUGGUGGGAGCACUACCCUCCGUCACUUUGGACUCUCUGGCUUCCCCUUUGGUCUGUGAGACGCCGCUGCAGAAGCCGGUCACUGACUCUGUGGAGGCCUCCCCACUUCCUGCUGACCUGGAGGACGUUCCCAUACUCCUCCCCUGCCCCCCGACCCAAACCAGCGCCACCGAGGUGGCGCUUCUCACCUCACCUGAGGAAUCCUUAGUGUCUCCGUCUGGACCGGAUGGAUCCGUCCUUCAGUCAACGGCACUGCAAACAGAUGCCAGUCAAGUCCAGUACCAGGAUCCGCUUCAGCAGGCUCUGUACGACCAGAGCCAGCUAGAGAUGGACCUGCCUCAGGCAGAAGCUUCACUCCUGCAGGUCAAGUCACCAGGCUUCAAGGACGAGUCUUCAGUCCUCACGCCAAGCAACAGCUGCCCCUCUCCCCUCGAUGUCAACAUCCUGAUGCCUGACCACCCGAGUCUGUCCGCUGGAGGAGACCAUUCCGCUGCAGAAGACGACCCACAACACAAGCCAGCCGCUGCCUUGGAGAGUCAAGUCUUCACUCCUGAUGCUAGACCUGCCUCUCCUGAGGUCCAGCAGGUCCAGGAUCCAGCCCCAGCAGCUUCUAUGAAGUCAGACAUGCCGAGUCAGCAGUUGAGCACAAAGCCGACAGGCCUGGAGCCAAAGAGAGAUGAGAGACUCACACCAGCAAUGCGCAGGCACAGGUUCCAGCAGCAGCUCUAUUCGGAUCACAUAGCAAUCCAGAACCCGUCCACCACCCGAGGCUUUCCCACGCUAAAGGACGCCGUCAGACACCUGCUGCCUUACCACGCUUGUGCCGGCCACCUGCCCACUCAGGAAGACUUCAACUUAGUGGACCAGGAGUUCGACUCCGUGUCUGGCUUCCUGCUGAAACGCACCAAAGACAUGGUGAACAAAUACAGGCAGCUACUCGUCCGAGAAACUCAGCAGGAGAGUCCGUCCGCGGAGAUGGUGAUGUUGGACCGCCUCUUCCUCCAGGCCGAGCGCUGUGCUCUGGUGGAGGACCGGCGGCGAGCUCGCAGAGACCCCGAGUCCUUCAUGAUGACCUUGGCAUCAUCUUCAUCCUCCUCCUCCUCAUCGUCUUCCCCCCACGGUGGCCCCUCCUCCAGCAGCCCCUCCUCUUCCCCCGCCUGGGCCAGGCUCUCCGACCGACCCCCGGGUCUGAAGACGUACCGCUCCAGCUCCCGCGGUGGCCUCCGGCUCACCAUCAAACACGAGUCCGGCUCCCGGAAGGUGGUCCACAACUCCGCCUGUGAUUCAGGACUCAAGCGAGACCACACGGGGAAGUUGACCAACGGCGGCCACCCCCAGGCCUCCAACGGGGCGCGGCCGCACCCUUGCGAGGAGAUUUCCAACGGGACCAUGCUCGAGGCAUUCCCGCAGAUUCCCACUUCCCUUUCCAAAAUAAAAGCCCUCAAUAUUUCCAUAGCGGAAGCAGAGGACGCCGGCGCGGGCCGCCCUCCGUCGGACGCCCCUAAACUCAAAUGCUACAAGAUGGAUGUAUCGGAGCAGCGGUUCAGCCCGCUCCGCCCCAUCCAGGAGGACAACGUGCUGAGCGAGCAUCUGCAGAGCGCCAUCGACAGCAUCCUGGAGCUGCAGCGGCUGCAGGGCGCCUCCUCCAAGGCCCCGCCCAUAGACCAGGCCGUCACCAGCAUCCUGGAGGGACACCUAUGAGGUGACCAAAGUCUUCAACCUGGCUUCGAAAAUGUGAAACGGCACUUGAGAGAGAAGCAGCGGCGAAGGUCCUGUAGAUGUUAGAUACUUCAUUUUAGAUGUUUGUGAGGAGAAAAAAAAAGUCUAUUUCAAUAGAAGCUCUAUCGUUUCAGUGGUAGUGGAGUCAUUCAGAGGUUUACCAGACCGAUCAUCAGCAUAUAGUUGAUAGUGAGGCCCAGACGAUUCAAUAGUUUCUCCAAGAUUCUCUUCUGUUUGCAUAGUGCCGAGCUUUCAGGGUCUUUAUUUUGAUAUGUGCCAACUGUGUUUUCACAUGGAAAAUAGUGACAAGUGUGUGUAAAAACAAUAUGCAGCUCCAUCGUCACCGCUUAUGAAACUCCAAAGAAUUUGUGACUCGCAUCGUCCUGAACUCACCAGCAGAAACUGGAGCAAAGGGGAACCUAGAGGGGAGAGUUAUUUUUCAGAGUCCACGUCGUUCUUGCUUGACUGUGAACAGUGGUGGUGCGUGCCAACACACGAGCAAUAACUAGUUCGAAGAGUCGAUGGUUUUGGGUGGUCAAAGUCAAUUUCUCGGAUUUUGUGUGGCGUAGUGCGGCUUGUAUUUGAAGUCCAGUCGGGACUGGGGGCACCUAGUGGUGGAGCUACCGGUAUUGCUGUAUCUUCAUCUGCUCUUCUGACGUCUGGUCCCGCUGAGAUGAAGAUCAGGAAGUGCAGUGCAGGGCUGGUGAGGCUUCAGGAAACAGUGUCCUCAUUUCCUGAGCCCACUAGAGGGCACUCUAAUAUGGCUAGCUUUGAAGUAUUUCAAGGAAAUCUCACAUGGUUUUUGACCCACCUUCUGAGCUCUGAAAACAGGGACAGUUUCAUGAGGACAAGAGUAGACCUGGGGUGUGGAACGUGAAAGAUUUGUGGGGUUCCUUCUGACCGUAUCCUUAAUACCAGGGAUCUUCAGCAGCUCCCACGGGUGCGGGAGAUUUUAAGAUUUGAAAUGGGCUUCUAUGUGCAUUUGGCUUGGCUCCAAGGUUUUGUGUGCUUCUGUUGGCACUUAUCUUGGUAUUUGGGAGCUUAAGUGGCAUUGCUGGUCACUCAACUGCCAGUAUGUGGAGCAGAUCCAAGCCUGGGUCGGUGCCAGCCUGACGGGCCUUCACCGGAAUGAAGGUUGCUAGUGCAAUUCCUGGGUGACUCUGGGAUUGGUAAAGACAUUGCUGAGGUUUUAUUUUACAGGAUAGAGAGGAACAUCACUGUGGGCUUGAACACAGAGAUGUUGCAGUCAUGAUUCACCUUCACUCAGAUGAGCUUAAAACACUGGUGACUCUCAGUAAAGGUUAAGGUGGAAAUUUUCAGAAUAAAAUCCAAGAAAUUGACUUCCUUCGAUCAGAUAUGUUCCCACAUGUACUUCAAGACAGACCAGAAGAACCAGAGCAUCGCUGGACCGUCACGACCUUUGACCCAAAAAUGGUUGACUUCACAGUUUAAAAAAAACAUCUUAUUUAUUCAACUGUAGCCGGAUUUAUUUAUGAAAUGUAGCUCGCUUUAAAAAGCCGACGUAGCCGCCAUGGAGCAAUAGUUCUCGCAGCAUUUUAUGUUAAAGAGACAAUCUUAUUGGUCUGUGGGAAGAGAAUGGGAUUCUGCAGCAGAGCGGCUCAAUGGAAUGACGGGACGGUGGGGAAUAUUUCAUGCCUUAAUUCGUGUACCUUUAAGGGAAAACCUAGGAAUUAAGGUUUUAAUUAUUGGGGAUGGCUCUUCAAAAGUAGGGGCCCUUAAACGCCGAGCAAAUUUUGAAGCCCACCAGGCCUUUGUUUUUGUGUGUGUUUUCGUUGGGAGGGAUCGAAGGACGCUACUAUAUGCAGUAAUUUAGUGUUGAAGCUUCGAGCUGAAAACAGUGAUUCAUUCUUUACAAAUGUGUAAUAUCGAGUUUUCACCCGGAGGUUGUCGCGGAAAUGCAGUAAAGAUGUCAGAGUGGUUUCACUCCUCGUCCACAUUCAGCUUCUCAGCGGAGAAGUCGCCUCAUGUGCCAUUCGAGCCUGUUGCAAGUGUCUGUAGUGUCCAACACGGACGGUGCGAACUUUUGUUUUGUCAGCAGCGAGGUUGUCUGCAUGUUGAGCCAUUUCUGUUGUGCCAUUCUUUUCCAUUUUGACUGUGAAACCGUGAGGAGCUCACACUCCAUUGAAAACACAGAAAAAAAGAAAAAAAAAAUGUGACUGACAGAUUGUUCUGAUGCCAAAAUCUUGAGGCCUUAAUUCAGCAAACCUAGAUUGUAAAGAAAAAAAAAGAGAGAGAAGUCAUUCCUGACAAAAGCCCAACUCCUUUGAUUUCAAAGUCACGAGUGAUUCAUUUAUGAAAUGUUAAACUGCUUUUGUACUCAUUUUUUACAGACUAUUUA